AUGGUUUCCACUGCCUCGAUCCUUCCUUUGAACACCCUCCUCGUCACCGCCUUGCUUGCUGGUGCUGCCACUGCUGAAGGCACCACCCACCAGCCCGUGAUCUACGCCACUUCGACCACUGGCAACGCGCAACGGUCGUUGUUGGAAGAAAUCGAAAAUGAAAGCCGUCCCAAGUGGAAGCGUGAUGCUCUCAGAUUGCCCAAGUUUGCCAUUCCUAAGUUUGGGGGUAAGAAGACCCCUACUGGUUCGGCCCCGGCUUCGACUGGCAAGAAGAUUGCCAAGAAGGUCGGUGGAUUGAUCCCUGGUUUGGCUUUGACGCUCCCGGGCUUGUUCGGUGACGAUGCCAGUGAUGAUGUUGAUGCCGUGUACUUCGCCUACGACAUCAACGACAACCCGACUAGCUUGAGUCUUGGCAACGGUCACCAAGUGCAAUUGAAGGGUAAGGACGACAACCCUCUCUCGUUCUUCACCUUCACCUUGCCCGAAAACACCCAAUUCGUUAUUGACGCUUACAAGUCGUACGACGAUCAGCACUGGGAUGUCUACGUUGCUGGUGGCUCUGGCCACAUUGUGGGGUCUUGCCACGCUGACGGUGACGCCGUGCAAAAGGUUUCCAACACCGUGGCGAGAGCGAUUGUCUGUUCGGUCGACACCUCGCUUAACUGA
Molecule: messenger RNA, 666 nt
Organism: Diutina rugosa
Lineage: Eukaryota; Fungi; Ascomycota; Pichiomycetes; Serinales; Debaryomycetaceae
Exons: 1
Coding region: 1-666 (221 amino acids)
Source: RefSeq, a predicted model, not a curated record